GGGCGGCGGGAGUUUUCUAAGGGGCGGCUUUGGCGCCGCCGGAAGGCAGUGAAGUGGUCCCAGAGUUGGAAGGAGCAACGGCCUUGGUGCAGCGCGUCCAGGGGUAACCCGGCGUCGCGGAGAGAGUGACCUGCGGCCUUGUGUUUCGGAGACGGAGGCUCUAGGUUGGACAGGCGUCUCUCUGAGGUGAGGAAGUCGCAGGCCCGUUCCCGGACGAGGCCUUCCUCAACCCCGCACCAGCCUCUUUGGGGUCGGACACCGCGGCUCAGCCCACACCCCGCUUGCCCGUCGUCACCCCCGACACCGGGGUUCUCCACUCAGGAUGACUUCUAGACCGGAGAUGGUAGAUUCUUAGUUGUGAUGGGUUUGAUUCUGUAUUUUGACUUUUUUAUGACAAGUGCUAGAAGAGGAACCAGUGGCAUCUAAGACUCAUGAUCGUCAACUGGAAUCAGAUCCCAACCCUGUGGACGUGUGUAAUAAAUCGUCCGCCUCCCUGGAGAUGACUGAACGUGUUUCAAAGAAACGAAUUCACCGUGGCUGUAGCCCCCAAAAAGGGGACAGUGGUGAUCUCAGCCACCAGGAAGGACUUGAAUCCAGGUCCCUUCAUUUGUCCCCACAAGAGCAGUCUGCCUGUCAUCAAGAUAGGAGGCAGUCCUGGCGGCGAGCAAGUAUGAAAGAAACGAACCGGCGGAAGUCACUGCCUCCCUUUCAUCAGGGCAUCACAGAGCUCUGCAGAUCCAUCAGUGUUGACCUAACAGAAAGCAAACGGCUGAGCUCUCUCCUCCUUUCCAGUUUCCAGUUCUCUGUUCAGAAACUUGAACCUUUCCUAAGGGGAACUGAGGGCUUCAGUCUUGAAAGUUUUAGAGCCAAAGCAUCUUCCCUUUCUGAAGAAUUGAAACAUUUUGCAGACAGACUGGAAAGUAAUGGAACACUACAAAAAUGUUUUGAAGAUUCAGAAGGAAAAGUAUCAGAUUUGGCUCUGGAAACAUCAGUGGCUGAGAUGAAGGAAUAUAUAACAAAGUUUUCUUUAGAACGUCAGAGUUGGGAUCAGCUCUUGCUGCGCUACCAGGAAGAGGCUGAAGAGAUCCUAUCAAGAGGAUCAGCUGAAACCAAAAAUACUGAAGUUGAAGUGGGACCUAGAAUGUAUGUUGGGUCUUCCCAGAGUGAAGUCCUUAAUACAAAACCUGACUACCAGAAGAUAUUGCAGAACCAGACUAAACUCUUCGAUUGUAUGGAGUUGGUGAUGGACGAACUGCAAGGAUCCGUGAAGCAGCUGCACGCCUUUAUGGCCGAAAGUACCCAGUGCCUCCAGGAGGUGUCAGUACAGCUCGGGAAGAGAAGCACUCAACAGUUAGAUCCUUCACCAGCUCGAAAACUGCUCAAGCUUCAGUUACAGAAGCAACCUAGCACAUAUUGCUCUAAAUCUUGUCAGUGACCGUAUGCAGCUUUUCUGCCACAAGGUGCUCUAGAGGAGAGAAACCGCAAGAGUGCCCCAGUGCACAGCAGGCUGAGCUGUGACAUCUGCCCUGUUGCCUUUGAAGAUAACUGGCUGACUGUAAAGCACUCUGAUGUUUUUUCUUAAAAUGGAAUUUAUGCAUUUGAAAGAAUGUCAUAUACAAGCUGUUUCCAAGAACGGGCAAAAUGCUUGAGACUUUGCUUUGGAAUGACCUCCAGAACUAGUGGCCCAUUCUUUGAAAUAUCCUUUGUGAUUAGAAAUCUUCUUACUCUGAAGAUGUUUUUGAGGUUUUGAAACAACCUAAAGUCAUUCAGGACCAAAUCCAGUAAGCAUUUUAGGGGUCAUUCUGGUUGUAAACAGAAUGAGACUGAUUUUCUCCUAUGACUUUAAGGGUGAUGUUAGGUAGAGGAGUUGUGAGCAUUGUUUGCAUUGUAUGGAUACAUAUAUCUCCUCACAAGAUUCCCAUGUUGAAAAUAAUAACACUCAUUCUGUAUAUCCUGAUGUCUGUAAUGUGUUUUAGCUUUUUUGGAGGGGCGUGCUACACCAUGUGGCAUGCGAGAUCUUAGUUCCCCAACCAGGGAUCGAACCCAUGCCCCCUGUGGUGGAAGUGUGGAGUCCUAACCACUGGAUUGCCAGGGAAGUCCAGUAUAGUCUGCUUUAGCUUCUAAUGUUGAGUUGACAUCCUAAAUUCUAGAUUCAUGGCAAGAAGGGGUUAAGUAUCUCUUUUUCAUUGUUCUCUGUAUUUGUUAAUGAUGUGCAUUAUAAGAUUGCAUGUUCUUAAAAGCUUUCUCUUGUCCUUUUAAGAGGACAGGAGAAAAUGAAAAGGCGGGGAAGGCUUAGCAGAAAAUAGGAUUCUUUGUCAGGACCCAGAAGUGAACAGUAGCGUGGACAGUGUUAACAACCAAUAAAACACCAACUAAUUUAUUGUCAGUAUCUCUUAUUUUCUGAUCCUCCUGAUAGAACAGAACCCACUUCACUUAAAUACCCAGUCAUUAUCUUAAGUCUUAAAGCUUGGACUAUGCACCAGUUAGUAAGAGGUGAUAUAUCCUAGCUUUUCCCUGUGUUCCUUAAGGGUUUUUAAAAAAUUUUUUUGAUUUAUUAGUUAAUUUGGCUGUGCUGGGUCUGAGUUGCUGCACAUGAGAUCUUUGAUCUUCGAUGUGACCUUCAGGAUAUUUUUUUUCUUAGUUGCAACAUGUGAACUCUUAAUUGCAGCCUAUGGGAUCCAGUUCUAGGGAUCAAAUCCAGGGCCUCCUGCCUUGGAAGCACUGAGCCUUAGCCCCUGGACCACCAGAGAAGUCCCACAUUCUUCAUUCUUUCAUAUAUUUACUUAGCUCCUGCUAUAUGCCAUGCACAGUUCUAGGAACUGGGAAGAGAGCAAAGAACAAAAACAGUCUUAGGACCUCUUUUCAUGAUUUUCACAGUCUGUUGGGCACAGGGAACAAGAAAAAACCUCUUUUCUACAGAAGUAAUGUUUCAGUUGACUUGGGAAGGAGAAAGGAGUUAAAUAGGGCAGUUAUUUGAGGUAAAAAGAGCCACAUUUUAAAAGGCCUGAGGAGAAAGAAUAAAACAUUCUGGGAUACUAAAAAUUAAAAAUAGAUUGGUUAAGCAGGAAUGCUAAGUGCCAGUAUAAGAACCACCUGAGACAAAGAUAACUGAAAGUUAUUGAAAGGUUUUGAGAGAUGGAUGGGAUCAGAACUUUCUUUUCUUUUUUUUUAAAUUUAUUUUUAAUUGGAGGAUAAUUGCUUUACAAUAUUGUGUUGGUUUCUCCCAUAAAGCAACAUGAAUCAGCCAUGUAUACCAUCUAUGCAUAGGUAUACAUAUGUCCCCUCCCUUUUGAAGAACUUUAUUUUCAAAACAUCACUCCAGUUGCUGUUUGGAGAGCAGUUAGAAGCAAGUAGGUGUGGCUAUUAGAGACCAGUUGUGCUCUUAACAGUCUGCAGUGGUCAGGUGCGGAGUGACUGCUUGGGCUGGGAGUUAGCAGUGGAUGAGUAGGGGGCGUCAUUCAUAGUGUCUGGAACACAGCAGGCAUGUCACCUCCAUGUUAAAAGUCUAACUGCUACUUACUGAGAAAAAGUCAUCUAACCUCUUAUUUAUAAGAUUGGGAGAAUGAUAGAAUCUAUAGCACAGGGAUGCUAUAAGAGUUAGAUUAACAGGUUAAAGAACAGUGGAUGGGGGACUUCCCUGAGAGUCCAGUGGCUAAGACUCCAAGCUCCCAAUGCAGAGGGCCCAGGUUUGAUCCCUAGUCAGGGAACUAGAUCCCACUUGCUGCAACUAAGAGCCUAAAAAAAAAGAACAGUGGAUGGAGGAGGGUAAAAACUCCCAACUGAGUAGAUAAUGAGCAGUUAAUUAGGUGGGAAAGUUCACAGUUAAAUUUGGCAUACCAAACAGAUUUCAACUAGAUUGUUGGAUAUACUGAUAGAAAACUGGGUAGGGAAACCUAGAUGGGAAUAAAAUUUGGAAGUUACCAAUACCUAGUUAUUAAAGCCUUAGGAAUAAGAUAAUGUUGUCAAAAAAAAAAAAAAAAAGAUAAUGUUGUCCAGAGGAGAGCAUGAAGGGAAACUGGACAGCCCCAAGGAAGCUUUUAAAAAUCAGAGGAGUGGUGUUAAUUGCCACUCUUUCAGAAGCUGAAUAAUAUAGUGGAAAGAGUGUACUUUGGAGUGAAUCUUCAUCCUUACCCUCAAUUUCCUUUUUGUGAAAUGGGGAGAGAACACCUCUCUCCAAAGGUGAUUGUACCUCCCCUCCCCCCCAUUUUAUUUAGUACACUGUAUUACAUUUUUAAAACGUAUUUAUUUGUGGCUGCAUUGGUUCUCCUUUGCGGCAUGCGGGCUCCAGAGCACAUGGACUUAUAGCUGUGGCAUGCGGUCCACGUGGCAUCUGGGAUCCUAGUUCCCUAAUCAGGGAUCAAUCCCAAGUCCCCUGCAUUGGAAGGUGGAUUCUUAACCACUGGACCACCAGGGAAGUCCUUGGUGUUUUGGAAAUUUUGUUUAUAGGAAUUAAGAAGUGUCUUUGUAUCUCCAAUUACCAUACAAAAUAGAGCACAGAAAAAGAAUAAGAUCUGAGCAUUCUAUAUGCAUACACACUGCAACUUGAGAUUGCCUCUUUUAUUUAUUUAUUUUUUCAUUAUAGAUGAGGAAUUCAGGCAUGGAGGGGCUUAAUAAUCCAACCAAGAACAUAAAGAUAGGAGUGGAGGGUCAACUAGAACCCAUGUAGCAUUCAGUAAAUGUUAACUAACACAAUAAUUAGUAAAAGGCUGUGCCCAGGUACUACUAGUUUUUUCUCCCCCCAAGUUUGGUUCAGGAAUUGUACUAGGUGAAUGUUAUAGAUAGUCGGAGCCUUAGAGAUGUUUGGUAGUAUUCUUCCUUUUGCCCUACUUUAGUUAACGAGUAUCUUGCUUUUAAUCAGUGAUAUUUAACACUAAAGAAAUAAUAGGUUAUAUUAUAAACUCUUUCAAGGAAGGGAAUAUAUUUUGUACAUUUUGCUUGCUUAAUGUAAUCAUCUGGAAAAAUCUCCUCAGGUUGCCCUCAGAGGAGACGGUGUGACUGGUGGUUGUAGUAGAGGCGAUAUAAUGGAGGACUGGGAAUUAGGAGCCCUGUUUUGGUUUCUAGUUUUGGGUGUUUUUUUGUGUUUGUUUCUGUUUUGAGUAUAGUGGAUUUACAAUGUUGUGUUAGUUUCUGCAAUACAGCAUAGUGAAUCAGUUAUAUAUAUAUGUAUAUGUAUAUAUAUAUACACAUACACAAACACACAUACUCUUUCUUACUUUUCCCAUAUAGGUCAUUAUGUAGUAUUGAAGAGUUCCCUGUGCUAUAUCUAGUUCUUAAGUUACUGGUUCAUUCACCAAAAACUUACUAAGCCUGUUCCUGAUGCCAGGCACAGUGCUCGGUGCCAUGUGACCUUGGGUACCACUCUAGGUCCAUGUCAAAGGAGGAUGCCUUGCUAUGUAAAGAGUUCUUAGGGGUUCCAUAAGGAUGUAACUCAGCAGAAGGGAAGAAGCCAGCCAGACACAGCUCUCAACACCCCUCCCUCUGAGCAGUUCUGAUUAAAGGUUCUCCAAGGAGACUCCAAAGCAAGAAAACUAUAGUACUUCCCCCUUAACUGAGGGGGAAUGUGUUCCAGGACCCCAGUGGAUGCUUGAAACUGCAGAUAGUAUGCCCUAUAAUUGCAAAGUUUUUUUCCUAUAUUUACUUACAGUAAAAUUUAACUUAUAAAUUAGGCACAUUAAGAGAUUAACAACAAUAAUAAAAUAGAGCAACUGUAACUAUAUACUGUAAUAAAACUUGGGUAAAUGUCUCA
This is a messenger RNA of Cervus elaphus (red deer), 5746 nucleotides long. It is a transcript of the gene DSN1, whose product is annotated as DSN1 component of MIS12 kinetochore complex. Bases 500 to 1435 code for a protein of 311 amino acids. Lineage: Eukaryota; Metazoa; Chordata; Mammalia; Artiodactyla; Cervidae. Gene Ontology annotation, cellular component: MIS12/MIND type complex. The transcript is spliced from 11 exons. Gene Ontology annotation, biological process: mitotic sister chromatid segregation; cell division. The record is from RefSeq and is a predicted model, not a curated record.